Aricia agestis (brown argus) is the source of this 2904-nucleotide messenger RNA. It is a transcript of the gene sr, whose product is annotated as early growth response protein 3. The record is from RefSeq and is a predicted model, not a curated record. Bases 412 to 1614 code for a protein of 400 amino acids. The transcript is spliced from 2 exons. Gene Ontology annotation, molecular function: DNA-binding transcription factor activity, RNA polymerase II-specific; RNA polymerase II cis-regulatory region sequence-specific DNA binding. Gene Ontology annotation, biological process: regulation of transcription by RNA polymerase II. NCBI's taxonomy places the organism in Eukaryota, Metazoa, Arthropoda, Insecta, Lepidoptera, Lycaenidae.
CUUCGACGUCGCGACGCCGCGCCAUUUUCCCGCGCACGUGGGCGAGGACGGUUAAGCGAGGGCGCCCGGCUCCGCCGCCAUUAACUCGGCCGUCGUGAAUGAACGCCGACCUCGACCGGGUGGAUAUCGUCCAUUGAUAGGGCGCGCUGCGGUCGGCGUCGCGCGCGACUCGCACGGGGGCGACGCGCCGCGCUCGCUCAGUCGAGCGCGCGGAGCCGCCGGCGCGACGGCACCACGUGCAACCUCUGUGUUCAUUUACCGGUAGACCGUAGUGAUGUCGGUGUGAUUACCCGUAGUUUCCUAUGUAUACGUAACGAGCUGUGAUCGUGUCAAUUUGUAAGCGAGCGUGUGUCGGGUGUGCGGUGGCGACGGUGUGUGGUGGUGCGAGGACGACGGGGAUGCGCUCGUGCGAUGCUCUCGGUGAUCGCGAUGCGUCGGCCGGAGGACGAGGAGCUGGGGCGGGGCGACGGCGACGAGUUCAUGGACAUCUCGCAGAUGCAGCUGCUGGUGGAGGCGGGCCCGAGCGGGCUGGGCGGGCUGGGCGGUCUGGGCGCGCUGGGCGGCCUGCACUAUGGGGGCCCGCUGCCGCCGCACCACGCCGCACCCGUCACGCAGACCGCCACCUCCAGCACGGCGACCGUCGACGACCUAUUCGCGCUCUACCUCACGCCGACCACUCACGGUACUUUGCCAGGCGAUGAGCUAUCUCUGGGCUGCUCGCCCCGACGACACAAGCACGAGGCGUCCCUUUCCCCGGGCGCCAGAGCAGAGGACGCGAGCAAUGCAUCGAGCGCGAGUGCAUCGCUCUACGGCCCUCCCAUGGGAGGCAAACGCGCGCCUUCGCCACCCCUGCAGUGGCUCCUGCCGUCCGGACCCGGGCCGGGCAGCGUCGACAAAUACUUUCAACAGGAGUACGAGGAGCGAGUCGAACUCCUUCCGCCCGACUGUCAGCCCGCGUACUGCCCUCAGCCGCAGCAGUGUCCGCCUCAACAUUGCGAAUAUCGGCCUCCCCCCCAGCAGCAGCAGCAGCAGCACACGUGGGAGACGCAGGAGUACGCGGCCGCGCCGCAGCCCGCGCCGGGGCCGUCCGGUUUACCAAAGCGAGAGCCGUACCUGAGUCCGGUGGGAGACCGACCGAUACAGUUGGCAGAAUACAACCCGUCCACGAGCAAGGGCCACGAGAUCCUCUCGCAGGUUUAUCAGCAGAGCGCCCAGCCUCUCCGUUUGGUGGCAGUAAAGCCCCGGAAAUACCCGAAUCGCCCGAGCAAAACGCCGGUGCACGAGCGGCCCUACGCCUGCCCCGUCGACGGCUGCGAUCGGAGGUUCUCGCGAUCGGACGAGCUGACGAGGCAUAUACGCAUUCACACGGGCCAGAAGCCUUUUCAGUGUCGUAUUUGUAUGCGAUCGUUCAGUAGAUCGGACCAUCUGACGACACACGUAAGAACGCACACCGGCGAGAAGCCCUUCGCGUGCGACGUGUGCGGACGCAAGUUCGCUAGGUCGGACGAGAAAAAAAGGCACGCGAAGGUUCACCUGAAACAACGACUAAAGAGGGAGAGGGGGGGAGGAGGACCGACGCAUCAUCACGAGGGUCACUCGCACGCGUCGCUCUAGCCCGCAGCCGCCGCCGCCGCCGCCGAGCCGGCCAGCGGCCACGCGCCCUCGCCCGACCGGGAACACUCGGCGCCAGCCGCUGACUCCCCGUCAUCCGUGGACGAUUGAACUCUCCAGUUAAAAGUUGUUUCACGUCGAAAUUAUUAAAUAAUUUCUUCGCUAAGUGUAAAUGAAUUGUCUUUAAUGAAGCUUUAUUAACUCUGUAAUUAUGAAUUCAUUGAAAUUUAUAUAUCUUUUUAUACAUAUUUGUAACUAUGUACUACGAUACGAGAUCGUCAACUCGAUGUAUUUAUUUUAAUUAGAUAGAGUAAUGCAAUGAAUUAGACUGGGAACAAAAUAUAUUGAUACGAAAAUAAAUGGCCUAACCUAAUGUAUCUCAUGGGCGUCAACAACCGGAACCUUGCGCCUUGUGUCAAUCGGGAAGCGAUGUCGGACGGAUCGCUCGGUAGACGUGGAGCUGAAACAUAUCUCUCUAUCUGGAGUUAGUAUUGUAGAUAAGCAUUAAAGUUGACUCGCGCAUUGUUAUUGGCCGACCGGUCAAAUUGAUGUGGAUACAUUAUUGUAUUGUUAAAGAGUGAUACGUAAUGGGCCUAUUUACAGGCGGGUAAUUAGAGUCCGACGAACAUUUGUUAUAGUUACAAGCUUGUAUAUUAGAUAGGUAUCAUUUACAUAACAAAAUUUAUCCUCUCUCUGCGUUUCGCGACAAACGAUUCGACCCUAACACACCUCGUGUAAUAAAAUUGUAGCGGAUAUGAUUUGUAGAUAGGUAGGUAUGUUUAAAUGUUCUUGUAAUACUUGACAAACUAACGUGAAACUGUGCCAUUAAUUUAACUUUACCACGUGCCACGGCCAUUUUAUUUAAUACUAAGUAUAACACGACUGCUGAUUUAGUGAUAAUUGUUGUAGUAAUGAAUAUUAAUAUUUUGUUUUAAUAUUUCUAGUCGAAGAUGUGAGUGCGGUAAACUCGACUACAGUCUUUUCUAAUUCUUCACUAGACCUUUGAUUUUCGACAGCUUUUGUCUUAACUUUAUCUUGCUCAAACGUUUUAACAAAUUUUGCUCAACUGUUUGGUUUACAUAGCUGUAUAGCAUGUUUAACGAACUAUAUUUUAUAUAUCUCUUUCCGGUCUAUCAAGGUACAAAGAUCUAUUUUGACGCACUUGUUGUCUCUCACUUCUAGAGCUUUCUCAGGUAUUUAUUUUACACUAUAGAAUAAUCUAGAAAAGUAAUAGCUUGUAGGUAUUAAAUUAUGAUCUCUUAAUCAUUAUUAAUAAAUUUGGAGUAUAGCGAA